UCUCUCCCUCAGCCUCCACACCAACAGCCAGUCUGCUCUCAGUCAUUCUGCCUGCGCACAGCUGAUGCUCCACAUCCUAUACCAGCCUCCGCCUCCUCUCUCUCUCUCUUUCUCUCUCUCUCUCUCUCUCUCUCUCUCUCUCACACACACACACCUCUCAGCCGCUGCAUGAACGGCAGCUGCUUUAGCUCUGCGGAAAGGGGAGACAACAACAAAAAGAAGAAGGGAAGAAACCAGAGUAUGAGGAUGAGUGUGUGCAGGGUGCCAGCAGUCCCCUGCUGCCGUCCCACGCAGAUCGCACAGCGCUUCACGGCCCCCCUGCUUCUCCUCCUCCUGCUCCUGAGUGGCAGCAGCAGCAGCAGCAGCAUCGGGGCCAUCCCCUCUGCCUUCCAGCUGGCCCCGGACACCCCGGCCCCAGCCGAGCCCACCCCGACCCAGGCGGCACCUCGUCCGGACCCCUGCGAGGGGAGACCCUGCCUCAACGGGGGGUUCUGCCUGGCUCUGCCAUCCACUGGCAGGCCAGAGGACACCUGGGAGUACACCUGUACGUGCAGACAGGGCUUCACCGGACGCAACUGUGAGUUUUUCACAGACCCGUGCGCCAGCAGCCCCUGUCUCCAUGGAAACUGCAGCCGUAGCGACGGCGGGGAGGAGGGGGAACCGGCCUACACCUGUGAGUGCACCGAAGGCUACGAGGGGGAGAGGUGCGAUCAGAUCCUUUUGGACCUGCCGGCUGCCGAGUGGGACCCCGCCACCCCCUCCGGGCCUGAACUGGCCACCCCUGUCGCCUCCAUCACCACGGCCGCCACUCAGCCGCCACAGCCAACCACCAUCUCCUCCACCGUCCCCUCCACCAUCCCCUCCACCACAACGCCGCCACCCCCCACCCUGCAGCCAUGGCAACCCAAACCUGGGCAGAGGCUGCUGGUGGUGCCGUGGGAGGCAGACAGAGUGACGGAGGGUCUGCACUGUGUGAGUCCUGAGCUGUGUGAGCUGACAUCAGGAACCCUGACUCUGUCUCUGGAAGUGCCCGAAGAAACAGCUGUAAAGGUGGUGGUGAAUGCCAGUGGAGCUCCAGUGCUGUGGCGUGUGAAUGAAGAGGGUUUCCUCCGUUCCUCCAUUUUGAACGGCACUACAAUGUGGUUCCUGCAGGCUCCCGAUGGAUUGGUGGUGCGAGACCGCUCGCUGCCUCUGGGACAAAACUACUUCCUCAGUGUGCUGCGUGUGGGCACCCCCACAGCCCCGGAGGUCACCCUGCGUCUCAACCUGACGGUGAAAGCCAGCAGCUGUGUGGAGCCCGGCAGCAGCUUCAGUGACCCUCAGUGCUCCGGGAAAGGCAAAUGUAUCACACAGCCCUCCGAGAGCACUUUCUUCUGCGAGUGUGAGGACGGCUACACUGGAAUCUUCUGUGAGGAAUUCGAUGCCUGCCACCGCCGACCUUGUCACAGCAACGGCACCUGCACCGACGUUAGACAGGGGGGUGAAGGACGCAACUUCACAUGCGCCUGCCCACCAGGUUAUGAAGGGGAGCGCUGCCAGUUGCUGGUUGACCACUGCCUCUCUCAGCCCUGCAAGAACGGAGCCACUUGCUUCAGCAGCUUGGCCGGGCCCCGGUGCUAUUGUCCCGAAGGCUACCAGGGGGCCACAUGUGAGCAGAAGGUGGACCCGUGUGCCUCCGGCCCCUGUCACAACAACGGGACAUGCUACGCCCAGGGUCCCGGCCCCAUGGGCUUCGGCUGUAGCUGCACAGCAGGCUUCACCGGCCCGACAUGUGCUCAGUUGGUGGACUUCUGUGCCCUAAACCCCUGCGCCCAUGGGGUCUGCCGCAGCGUGGGCAACAGCUACAGGUGUCUGUGUGUCCCAGGUUACCAUGGCUUGUACUGCGAAGAGGAGUACAAUGAGUGUCUGUCUGCCCCCUGCCAGAACUACGCCACCUGCAGGGAUCUCAUCAAUGCCUAUGAGUGUGUCUGCACGCCACAGUUUGACGGCAGACACUGUGAAAUCUACAAGGAUCCCUGUCUGAAGAUGCACUGCCAAAAUGGAGGCCACUGUGAGAGUGCAGGACUCAAUGUUUCCUGCGCCUGCCCACCUGGAUACCUGGGGGAGACGUGUGAGGUCGACGUCAAUGACUGUGAGAGCAACCCUUGUCACCAUGGAGGCACCUGCAUUGACCAAUCAAAUGGCUUCACCUGUCACUGUCCACCUGGGUGGGUGGGGCCCAGCUGUGAGAUCCACCUGCAGUGGAAACCAGCACACACUGAGGACACCCUGACCAAUAUGCCCCGUCACUCCCUCUACAUCAUCAUCGGAGCGCUGUGUGUGGCCUUCGUCCUCAUGCUCAUCAUCCUCAUCGUGGGCAUCUGCCGCAUCAGCCGCAUCGAGUACCAGGGCUCGUCGCGCCACGCCUACCAGGAGUUCUACAACUGCCGCAGCAUCGACAGCGAGUUCAGCAACGCCAUCGCUUCCAUCCGCCACGCCAGAUUUGGCAAGAAGUCCAGGCCUGCCAUGUACGAUGCCACUCCCAUCGCCUACGAAGACUACAGUCCUGACGACAAGCCUUUGGUUACCCUCAUCAAGACAAAGGAUUUGUAAAACACAACAAUUCCGACACAUCACAAGCUGUACACUGCUCAUGUACACUUGUGCAUACACACACACACACACACACACACACA
Molecule: messenger RNA, 2675 nt
Organism: Anarrhichthys ocellatus (wolf-eel)
Lineage: Eukaryota; Metazoa; Chordata; Actinopteri; Perciformes; Anarhichadidae
Gene: dner
Product: delta/notch-like EGF repeat containing
Exons: 13
Coding region: 169-2592 (807 amino acids)
Biological process (GO): Notch signaling pathway
Molecular function (GO): calcium ion binding; Notch binding
Source: RefSeq, a predicted model, not a curated record